Acipenser ruthenus (sterlet) is the source of this 3717-nucleotide messenger RNA. RefSeq names its product histone-lysine N-methyltransferase SETDB1-B-like. Gene Ontology annotation, molecular function: histone H3K9 methyltransferase activity; zinc ion binding; DNA binding. Bases 322 to 3711 code for a protein of 1129 amino acids. Gene Ontology annotation, biological process: negative regulation of gene expression; heterochromatin organization. The transcript has 17 exons. Gene Ontology annotation, cellular component: nucleus. The record is from RefSeq and is a predicted model, not a curated record. NCBI's taxonomy places the organism in Eukaryota, Metazoa, Chordata, Actinopteri, Acipenseriformes, Acipenseridae.
GUGACAGAGUCUGUCAAUCUUCGUGAAACUGGAUUCUGAUUGGCUGCAGUGUGGAAAUGGGCGUGUGCAGCCCCUGACAGAGAGCGGAGGGAUCAGGCAUAGCUACAGGCGCUGAAGACAAACCUGCAUUUCAUAUACAUUUAAAAGUUUAUUAAAAAGAAGAUAUCAAGCGUUUAUCUGUAUUGUAUGUUUUUGAACUAUUUCGGACCUGGAAUUUGAGGGAAAGAAUAUUAAAAAUAAUAAUAAUAAACAGCCCCGAAUCGCACCGCUCUCGCUCGUGCAAGACUUCACCAUCUUCUCAUCGAAAGACGGGGGCUGGCGAUGGAGUCCCCGGUGGAUGUCUCCAGGCUGGAGCAGGAGGUGGUGGAGGAGCUGGGGGUGUCCAUGGAGGAGCUGCGGGUCUGGAUCGAUGAGGAGGUGGAGAAGUGUGACUUCUUCAAGCAGCGCAAAGCGCAGCUGAGCGAGCUGGAGAGCUGGGUGCAGCAGAAAGAGGCCGAGGUGGAGUCUGUGGACAAGCUCUUCGUGGACGCUUCACAGUCCGUGGUGGACUGCGAGGCUCUGGUGAAGGAGCUCUACGCCAAGCUGAGUCUGAGCUAUCGGGAGAGCAGCUCCGAGGACGAGGACGCGGCUUCCAAGGGGGGCAAAGAGGGUGAGGUCAUUGAGAUCGACGACGAGGAAGACGAGGACGAGGACCAGGUGGUGGACGUGGAAGGCGUCGUUCCUGCAACGAAGCUACCAGCUACCCCAACCACCAAGGAUCCAGCAAUGUUUAAAGACGCCAUGGCCGCUAUGAAGAAGUCUGCUCAGGAGGUGCAGAAGUUCGUGGAUGCCGUUUCCAAGAGCAGCCCGGAGCCCCCCUCCACCUCCCUGCUGAAUCGAGGACCCCCAGCCCCUCAGAGUCUCUCCUCCCAGCCCCCGCAGCAGGCAGGGGGUGUCGCAGUGAAGGAGGGGGAGCUGGUGCUGUACAUGCGCAUCCUGGGCAAGAAGAGGACCAAGACCUGGCACAAGGGCACCCUGAUCGCUAUCAACCCCACGGGCUCGGGCAGCUUCAAAUACAAAGUGAAAUUCGACAACAAGGGGAAGAGCCUGCUGUCAGGAAACCACGUGGCGUUCGAUUACCACCCCGCGCUGGACAAGCUGCACGUGGGCGCCCGCGUGGUAGCCAAGUACAAGGACGGGAACCAGGUGUGGCUCUACGCGGGCGUGGUGGCAGAGAUGCCCAACAGCAAGAACAAAAUGAGGUUUCUGAUCUUCUUCGAUGACGGCUACGCCUCUUACGUCAGUCUGCCAGAGCUGUACCCGAUCUGCAGGCCGUUGAAAAAGACCUGGGAGGAUAUCGAGGAUGCUUCCUGCCGUGACUUCAUCGAGGAGUACGUCACCUCCUACCCCAACCGGCCAAUGGUGCUGCUCAAAGCGGGUCAGCUGAUCAAGACGGAGUGGGAGGGGACCUGGUGGAAGUCCCGCGUGGAGGAAGUGGACGGCAGCCUGGUCAAGAUCCUCUUCCUGGAUGUUGGUGCUCUGUUCCAGGAUGAUAAGCGCUGUGAGUGGAUCUACCGCGGCUCCACGAGGCUCGAGCCCAUGUUCAACCUCAAGAUGAACACGGCCAACUUCCAGGAGAAGAAGCAAGCCGGGCUGCAGCGGACCCGGCCGAACAUGGGCGCCCUGAGGUCCAAGGGGCCGGUGGUUCAGUACACCCAGGAGCUGAGCGGGACGGGCCCGGCCAAGCCAGCCGCACCGGGACCCCAGCCCAGGAUCCUGCCCAAGCCUGACUCCCCGCAGACGCAGCCCCCCAGGAACGAGAGUCCGGACAGCCAGGUGUCGUCUCAGAGCCGCAACAAGCAGCAGGUAGCAAAGAAGAGCACGUCCGCCUUCGGGGCGCCCAAGACGCCCCCCUCCUCCUCCUCCCCCGCUGAGAGCCAGAGCCAGAGCCAGAACCAGAACCAGAGCCAGAACCAGAACCUUACCAGGACCCUGAUCCCAACCUCGCACCCCAGGUAUUUCUUACUCCACACCGCUACCACCACACCCCUCCAGCAAACCCAGCAGCAGCAGCAGCAGCAGCAGCAAAUCCUCCAGCAACCGUCCUCCACCACCUCCUCCUCCUCCUCCCCUCAGCUCUACCACUCCUCCCUGAGCGACCGCAUGCCCCUGGAGCCCUCCUACCAGGCCCCCAGCGAGAAGCUCUUCUACGUGCCCCACAGCUGCGGCCCGGGCUGCCUGGACCGACUCCGCCCCGCCCGGCUGGACCAGUUCCGCGGCCGCAACCCGCUCCUCGUCCCCUUGCUGUACGACUUCCGGAGGAUGACGGGCCGGCGACGGGUGAACCGGAAGAUGUGGUUCCACGUGAUCUACAAGUCCCCCUGCGGGCUGAGCCUGCGCAGCAUGCCGGAGAUCGAGCGCUACGUGUUCUCCACCCGCUGCGACUUCCUCUUCCUCGAGAUGUUCUGCCUGGACCCUUACGUGCUGGUGGACCGUCGCUUCCAGCCCCAGAAGCCCUUCUACUUCGUGAGAGACAUCACCCGUGGCAGGGAGGACGUGCCGCUGUCCUGCGUCAACGAGAUCGACAUGACCCCGCCCCCCAGCGUGGCCUACAGCAAGGAGCGGCUCCCGGGCAAGGGCGUGGCUAUCAACACCAGCGGGGACUUCCUGGUGGGGUGCGACUGCACUGACGGCUGCAGAGACAAGUCCAAGUGUGCGUGUCACCAGCUGACUCUGCAAGCCACCACCUGUACCCCAGGGGCGCAGAUGAACCCCAGCGCAGGCUACACGGACAAGAGGCUGGAGGAGUGCCUGCCCACGGGGGUCUAUGAGUGUAAUAAGCGCUGUGGCUGCAACCCUCAGAUGUGCACGAACAGGCUGGUGCAGCACGGGCUGCAGGUGAGGCUCCAGCUGUUCAAGACUCAGAACAAGGGCUGGGGCAUCCGCUGCCUGGACGACAUCGCCAAGGGCUCCUUCGUGUGCAUCUACGCAGGUAAAAUCCUGACUGACGACUUUGCCGACAAGGAAGGCCUGGAGAUGGGGGACGAGUAUUUCGCCAACCUGGACCACAUCGAGAGUGUGGAGAACUUCAAGGAGGGCUACGAGAGCGACGCCAAGUGCUCCUCGGACGGGAGUGGUGUGGACGUGAAGGGAGGGGCCAGGGGCGGGGCCUUGAGGCUGGGCCGGCCCGGGGGGCGGGGCCAGGGAGGGCCGGCGCAGCGGCGGGACAGAGAGAACGAAGACAACAGCGACCGCUCGGACUCGGACUCCGAUGACGAGGACGAGGAGGAGGAGGAGGACGACGACGACGAUGAAGAGGAGGAGGAGGAGGAGAGCUCGGACGACAACUUCUGCAAGGAGGAGUUCUUCAACGCCAGCUCGGUGUGGCGCAGCUACGCCACCCGCAGGCAGACCCGCGGCAUGAAGGAGGGGGGCGCUGUCGUUGCUGCCGCCGCGCCGGGGGGGGACAGUAAGGAGGGUCUGUCCCGGCAGCAGAGCCUGGAGGACAGCCAGCCCCCCGUGUCGGAGGAGACUGGGAAGAACAAGGUGGCGUCCUGGCUGAGCGGCAUCAAGCAGGAGCAGAACAAGCCCGUCAAGAAGGAGCCGCAGCAAGACAAGGUGAAGAGGGAAACGGGAGCGCUGGCUACAUUAAAAAGGGCCAUUGACCAAGGAGGCUCGGCGCUCCAGUGGGUAAAGAAAGGGGGCUUGUUCAAAUCCCGGCUCAGCCACUGACUCCGU